AUGGCUGCCGUACCACCUGAAGGUAAUGUGCCAGGUUCGGGAGCUGUAAUUGUGGACGUGAAUGUGGAUGUGGACUUGGACACAGAUAGCUCUGCCGAGGGGGGUUGGGAAGAUGUAGGCAUACAUAAUUUAUUAGGACAAUCAGACGCCAUGGCAGUCAGGGUCUUGCGCGCAUUUCGUGCGAACACAAUUCGUCAAAAUAAAUGGCAGAAAGACAAUCCACACAACUUGACAGGAGAUAAUAUAGAAAUCAACGCGUGCAUUGCCAGUGGAUCAUAUGGGCUUGUCUUCCGCGCCGUGAACAAAGAUACCCGUACUGAGGAUCAGCCCGGGAUCGAAUAUGCUAUCAAGAUGUCCAAACUUCGAUUAGAUUCGGAGGCUAACCUCGACUACAAUAUGGGCUCAGAUCGUAGUCCCGCUCUUACACGAACCAGUGAAGCUUCAGUUGUUGAUCCGAAUCUAAUGAAAGCAUUGAGCUUAAACUCCAAACGUGGAAGGGAGAUCACGACAUACCUUCAAUAUAUCAAAUCAGGGCACCCUAAUGUCACGAACAUGGCUGGUUGGGCUGAAUUCGACAUCUUGGGAAGCCCAUUUUCUUUGAUUAUUCUGGAGCUUUGCGAUCAUGGCACUCUUUCCGACAUGGUAACCGAAUUUCGAGAGAGCGAUGAAUACAUACCCGAAGGAUUUAUAUGGCACACUUUCGAACAAUUGUUUAAUGGCCUUGCAUUUCUCCAUGGCGAGCAUCCCCAGUAUAUAACGAAACCAGAAUUUGCGGGACGUACAGAAACAACUGUCGCUCGUGAUAUUAAAGCAAACAAUGUCUUCAUCCAAUCAGUUCCUGCAAAUUCUCCCCCGAAUACAUAUCCGACUAUCAAAUUGGGAGAUUUUGGAGAGUCUCUGCAUCUACCCCGACAUGGUACUCGCGAUUUCAAUUACGGAAAUAGUACUUGUGAUCCACCAGACACCAAGAUGAGUGCAAAAUAUGAUGUGUGGUCCGUAGGGGCCAUGAUAUAUAUGCUGGCUAGGAGGGGACAUUACCCAAACAGAGGGUGCGACAUGGUAGACUCGUCUGGAAGGGUUCUUAAGUUUCAUCGCGCGGGACCAGAACAAAGAGAAAUCAUACUUGCUGCGCGAAAUCAAGAAUCGAGGUUUGAACCAAUAAAUGAGCAUCUGACUUUACGCUUAGAAACCGAGAUUAGAUGGGCCAUGACACUCAACCGAGAGGAGCGACCGACUGCUGUAGAGGUAUAUCUCCAGGUGCGGAAGCUUAACGAGGCAAGAAAGAAAUUCAUGUAUAGGGAAUUGCCAGAUUGGGCUCCAUUAUUGAAGUUGCAGCGACGAUACAGACCCCUUGAAUUAGUAAAGAUGGAUUGGAAGGUCAAUGACGCGGAGGAGAGAGACUUUCUAUUUCAAUAUUCAGGAGGACUUACGGUGCGGAGGACAGAGAGAGAGAGGAACAGGGUGCGGAGAAGUAUUGCUGAGUACCACGCGGUGGUUCAGAGAAAGAAAAAUGAGAAACAACGCGAAGUUGACUUGAGAGCUGGCGUACGCAACCACGCUGAGCUAGAUCGGGCAAGGAGAAGGGUGAUUGAGCAAGAGGAAAUCGGCAAGGUUACUAACGAGAGGAAGGAAUAUGGGGGUUGGUUGAGGUCUGGGUAUAAGAGGAGAAGGCUAGAAUAUCGUAGAGGUAGAGCGCGUUGGGUUGAUUGA
This is a messenger RNA of Botrytis porri, 1710 nucleotides long. RefSeq lists its product as uncharacterized. Gene Ontology annotation, cellular component: nucleus; cytoplasm; centrosome. The record is from RefSeq and is a predicted model, not a curated record. Gene Ontology annotation, biological process: chromosome segregation; protein phosphorylation. The transcript has 3 exons. NCBI's taxonomy places the organism in Eukaryota, Fungi, Ascomycota, Leotiomycetes, Helotiales, Sclerotiniaceae. The coding region runs from base 1 to 1710 and encodes 569 amino acids. Gene Ontology annotation, molecular function: protein kinase activity; ATP binding.